AUGUUCCGUGAGGAACUAAUCAGUCACCGGAAAAUUAAUGGAGCCAUCCGUGAUAUAGUGAUUACAUCACAAACGAGCCAUCUCAAAAAUGUAUUAAAGCUUAUAGGCUGUUGCCUGGAAUUCAAAUACGCGGCGAUGGUAUAUGAAGAUGCUGGAAUUGAACUUCUAACUGAUCUACUUUACUCGAACUGCGAUAAUUUUUUCCCCUGGAAAAGCAGACUCAAAGUCGCAGCUGAUAUUGCAUAUGUAAUUGCCUAUCUUCAUGCUGCAUUUCCCAGGCCUGUGAUCUAUAAUAGAGAGCUAAGGACAGAUAAAGUGAUCAUCGAUCGAUUUGGUGUUACUAAAAUGUUUGACUUCUCAAACUCAGUAAUGCUUCCCCCUGGAGAAUUCCAGGUGAAAGAUGUUUUGUUAGUGGAUUGUAUAAAUAUGGACCCUGAGUAUGCAAAGUCAAAAACUGUUAACCAGAAAACUGAUGUCUAUAGUAUUGGCUUGCUUUUACUCAAUCUCCUGGCUGGACAACAAUCUAUAUGGCCACAUCCGGUAGAUGAAAUAGUCAGAAUCAGUAAGUGCGACACGGGCUUUUUGCAGAAGGAUCAAUUAAAACAUUACGUAGAUCAGAAAAUUACAGAAGAAGGGGGGAAUGAAGCAGAGAUACAAUUGCAAGAUUUCCUAGAUAUUGCUUACAGAUGCAUCCAAGAGAAGGGAGAAGAUAGGCCAGAUAUGAUGACUGUUGCUAAAGCGCUGCGGAAAAUCGAGAAGUCAGGUCACCGUUCCUAG
This is a messenger RNA of Fraxinus pennsylvanica, 777 nucleotides long. The record is from the annotation of a GenBank genome assembly. Lineage: Eukaryota; Viridiplantae; Streptophyta; Magnoliopsida; Lamiales; Oleaceae.